GUGUGUGAAUGUGUGCGUGUGUGUGUGUGUGUGUGUGUGCCUGUGGAGAAACUCCCAGGUGUCGGGUGGUAUGGACCGGGCCGGCGAUGAGAGGCGGCAAAAUCGUGGAGGGACAGCGGGUACCAGAGGCCGGCCACAGCCAGCCCCGCCUGCCCCCAGCACUGCAUCUCUACAUCCCCUCGUCUAACGAGCCUGAUGACGGACAAGAGCAGACCGCAGAGGGGGGUGAGGUCACGGAGCCGAGGUGUCCGGAGGGCGAGGCCGAAACAAAUGGUGUACCAGACAUCGCAGUCAGCCAGUCACAACAUGAGAGAGAUGAUAAAUCCGAUGAGGACGACACAGCGACCGAGACACCGAAGGACAUUUCCAAAACGACUGAAGCUCAUGACAACUCAGGGUGCACACCCAAAGAGGACAAUGGUAUGACUGACACCACAAAUUAUCCAGGAAAUCUUGAUGGUGAAGAGGGCAUAGGAAGCGACCAAUUAGAGGAGACAAAAUAUGUGAAGGAUGACCGAGAAUGCAACACCAGUGGUGACAUGGUAUUUGCAUGGCAAAAGCAAGACGCAGAGGAUGAAAAUCACCAGGGUCCAAACACCAGGCUGCCGGGAGGCUUUGGCAGUCCUGAAACACAAAGAACCACAGAGGAGAGCGAACAGAAGUCAACCAAUGCCCCAGCAGACUGUACACUGGAGGCAAGUUUUGAUGAGGAGGAGCGAAACGGCAACGCAAAUAACCAGCAACGAGGGGCAGGACAUGAGGACGAGAGGUUACCAGAGACCUUUGAAAGGUCACCAGAGGUUGAAAGGUCAAGAGAGGAUGAGCAGUCUCAAGAAGAAGAGCUGAUGUUGACCAGUGAAAAAUGUGACGGUGAAGCCAGGCUCAAUGAGGAUAACAGACAGUGGGAACGAUGGAUGGCCAAACCGCAGAAGGGUGUGGAAGGAAACGAUGGAAUUCGAGGCACUGACGACAACCAAAAUGUCUCAAACAAAACAAGGUACACAUGGGGGCACAAAAGGAGAAUGAGAGAGAGGGGUAAAACUACAGAGGCAAGAUCCAGGGGCUUUUCCACAAGCAACCAGCUCCAAAAAGGGCCCCAAAACACAAUCGAGGGGGCUAGGCCCACUGAACGCACCCGACUCCCCACUUCAUUUCUUGUGUGUCCGGAGGGCGAGGCCGAAACAAAUGGUGUACCAGACAUCGCAGUCAGCCAGUCACAACAUGAGAGAGAUGAUAAAUCCGAUGAGGACGACACAGCGACCGAGACACCGAAGGACAUUUCCAAAACGACUGAAGCUCAUGACAACUCAGGGUGCACACCCAAAGAGGACAAUGGUAUGACUGACACCACAAAUUAUCCAGGAAAUCUUGAUGGUGAAGAGGGCAUAGGAAGCGACCAAUUAGAGGAGACAAAAUAUGUGAAGGAUGACCGAGAAUGCAACACCAGUGGUGACAUGGUAUUUGCAUGGCAAAAGCAAGACGCAGAGGAUGAAAAUCACCAGGGUCCAAACACCAGGCUGCCGGGAGGCUUUGGCAGUCCUGAAACACAAAGAACUACAGAGGAGAGCGAACAGAAGUCAACAGAUGCCCCAGCAGACUGUACACUGGAGGCAAGUUUUGAUGAGGAGGAGCGAAACGGCAACGCAAAUAACCAGCAACGAGGGGCAGGACAUGAGGACGAGAGGUUACCAGAGACCUUUGAAAGGUCACCAGAGGUUGAAAGGUCAAGAGAGGAUGAGCAGUCUCAAGAAGAAGAGCUGAUGUUGACCAGUGAAAAAUGUGACGGUGAAGCCAGGCUCAAUGAAGAUAACAGACAGUGGGAACGAUGGAUGGCCAAACCGCAGAAGGGUGUGGAAGGAAACGAUGGAAUUCGAGGCACUGACUCAAACAAUGUCUCAAACAAAACAAGAGACAAACAAACGCGCGUCAACGUGUUUCCUGCCUUCGUUUUACACCACUUGGUCGGGCUAUCAGGCAAGAGCCUGUGGAGUCAGACAAGCAGUCUGGCCCCUAACGAACCCCCCUCGAGUCACCAGAACCGCUCGGUUGUGGACCACCAAAGAUACCCCACAGGGUACAAUAAGCAGUUCGGCUACAUCCAGACUCCAGUGUUCACGGAGGGAAGGGGUACCGGCUGGGCCCCAGCUGGGUGUGAGGGCCACUGGGGUAGACCCAGUUUCCAAAACAAAAACCACUAA
Molecule: messenger RNA, 2198 nt
Organism: Clupea harengus (Atlantic herring)
Lineage: Eukaryota; Metazoa; Chordata; Actinopteri; Clupeiformes; Clupeidae
Product: ABC transporter F family member 4-like
Exons: 4
Coding region: 9-2198 (729 amino acids)
Source: RefSeq, a predicted model, not a curated record